Alnus glutinosa is the source of this 2291-nucleotide messenger RNA. RefSeq names its product cyclic nucleotide-gated ion channel 2. The record is from RefSeq and is a predicted model, not a curated record. Gene Ontology annotation, cellular component: membrane. Lineage: Eukaryota; Viridiplantae; Streptophyta; Magnoliopsida; Fagales; Betulaceae. Bases 127 to 2277 code for a protein of 716 amino acids. The transcript is spliced from 8 exons. Gene Ontology annotation, molecular function: monoatomic ion channel activity. Gene Ontology annotation, biological process: monoatomic ion transport; transmembrane transport.
UGCUACCUGACACUCUUCUAUUAUAUAUCAUCCUUCCAAACACUCUCUCUCUCUCUCUCUCUCUCUCUCUCUCUCUCUCCACCACCCCGCCUCUCCUUCCUCUCCCAUGGUUUCACUGUUCCAACCAUGCCCUCCCUGCCCAACUUCCACUUCUUCCUCUCAAGAGUUUUCGGGUUAUUCAUUCACAAGAGUUCCUCGAACAGCGACAGCGACAACAACAAUAGCCACAGCAACAACAGCAACGAUGACAACCCUAUUUCCACCUCCGUCGAAUGCUACGCUUGCACCCAAGUGGGCGCGCCGGUGUUCCACUCCACCAGCUGCGACCGAGCCCACCAGCCCGAGUGGGAGGCAUCGGCCGGCUCGUACCUAGCCCCCAUCCGGAACCGACCCGACGCCAAAACCCCGACCCGGAAACAGGAGAACGCCAGGGGCCCGCCCUCAGGGCCGUUCGGGCGGGUGCUUGACCCGCGCAGCAAGCGCGUGCAGCUGUGGAACCGGGCUUUCCUGCUGGCGCGUGGGAUGGCCCUGGCGGUGGACCCGCUGUUCUUCUACGCGCUGUCCAUAGGGCGGGGUGGGGCCCCGUGUCUCUACAUGGACGGUGGAUUGGCGGCCAUCGUGACGGUUCUCCGCACUUGCGUGGACGCCGUACACCUUUGCCACCUGUGGCUCCAAUUCCGGCUGGCGUACGUGUCUAGGGAGUCGCUAGUGGUCGGCUGCGGGAAGCUCGUGUGGGACCCGCGUGCCAUCGCCUCCCACUACGUGCGCUCCCUCAAGGGCUUCUGGUUCGACGCCUUCGUCAUUCUACCAGUGCCUCAGGCUGUAUUUUGGUUAGUAGUACCGAAACUGAUAAGAGAAGAUAAGAUUAAAGUGAUAAUGACAAUACUUCUAUUGAUUUUCUUGUUCCAAUUCCUCCCCAAAGUCUACCACAGCAUUUCCUUGAUGAGAAGAAUGCAAAAAGUCACAGGUUAUGUCUUUGGCACCAUUUGGUGGGGUUUUGGCCUUAAUCUCAUUGCCUACCUCAUUGCAUCUCACGUAGCCGGAGGAUGCUGGUAUGUCCUUGCAAUACAGCGUGUGGCAUCAUGCCUCCGGCAACAGUGUGACGGAAGGAAAAACUGCAGUACUCUGUCCUUGUCUUGCUCGGAGGAGAUUUGUUACCAGUUCCAGUUGCCUACAGGCAUGGUAGGAGAUCCAUGUGGUGGUAACUCAACAAUGGUCAGAAAGCCACUGUGCUUAGAUGUCAAUGGGCCAUUCAGUUAUGGCAUCUACAAGUGGGCUCUUCCGGUCAUUUCUAGCAAUUCACUGGCUGUUAAGAUCCUAUAUCCCAUAUUUUGGGGCUUAAUGACACUCAGCACCUUCGGCAACGAUCUUGAGCCUACAAGUCACUGGCUAGAAGUGAUUUUCAGCAUAAUCACUGUGCUUAGCGGACUGAUGCUCUUCACUCUGUUGAUAGGGAACAUCCAGGUGUUCUUGCAUUCUGUCAUGGCAAAGAAGAGAAAAAUGCAGCUGAGAUGUCGAGAUAUGGAAUGGUGGAUGAGGCGGAGACAGCUCCCAUCUCGGCUGAGACAGAGAGUUCGCCAUUUUGAACGCCAAAAAUGGGCAACCAUGGGAGGAGAAGAUGAGAUGGAAAUGAUCAAAGACCUUCCCCAAGGGCUUCGAAGGGACAUUAAGCGCCAUCUUUGCCUAGACCUCAUAAAGAAGGUCCCUCUGUUCCACAACUUGGAUGAUCUUAUUCUUGACAACAUCUGUGAUCGGGUGACGCCUCUUGUCUUCUCUAAAGACGAAAAGAUAAUCAGGGAAGGAGAUCCUGUAUUAAGGAUAAUGUUCAUCGUUCGUGGACGUGUAAAACGUACCCAAAGCCUGAGCAAAGGCAUGGUGGCCACAAGUGUGCUCGAACCCGGAGGCUUCUUAGGGGAUGAGCUCCUCUCCUAUUGCCUUCGCCGCCCAUUUAUAGACAGGCUUCCAGCCUCAUCGGCAACAUUUAUUUGCGUUGAAUCUACAGAAGCGUUUGGGCUCGACGCCGAUCACCUGAGAUACAUCACCGAUCACUUCCGCUACAAAUUUGCCAAUGAAAGACUGAAGCGAACUGCAAGAUACUACUCGUCUAAUUGGCGAACAUGGGCUUCUGUCAUUAUACAGUUAGCUUGGCGCAGGAACAGGAUGAGGACUAGGGGUCCAAUGAUUCCUGUCGCCACUGAAAAUGGAGGCCCUGACCGGAGGCUCCGGCAGUAUGCUGCCAUGUUCAUGUCAAUAAGGCCACACGACCAUCUGGAAUAAAAUCAUUUUCUGUA